CCAUGGUGGGGCUCAAGGAGGAGCUGCUCAAGGCCAUCUGGCACGCCUUCACCGCGCUCGACCUGGACCGCAGCGGCAAGGUCUCCAAGUCCCAGCUCAAGGUCCUUUCUCACAACUUGUGCACGGUGCUCAAUGUUCCCCAUGACCCAGUGGCCUUGGAAGAGCAUUUUAGAGAUGACGAUGAAGGACCUGUUUCCAAUCAGGGUUACAUGCCUUAUUUAAACAAAUUCAUCUUGGAAAAGGUUCAAGGAAACUUUGACAAAGUUGAGUUCAACAGGAUGUGCUGGACUUUGUGUGCCAGAAAGAACCCUGCUAAAAGUCCUUUAGUUAUUAGUGAGGAUGAGGCAUUUAAAGUGUGGGUUAUCUUCAAUUUUUUAUCUGAGGACAAAUAUCCAUUAAUCAUUGUGCCUGAAGAGAUUGAAUACUUGCUUAAAAAACUCACUGAAGCAAUGGGGGCAGGUUGGCAGCAAGAGCAGUUUGACCAUUACAAGAUCAGUCUCAACACCAGUCAAGAAGGUCUUUCUGUAUGGGAACUGAUUGAUCUUAUUGGAAGUGGACAGUUCAGCAAAGGGAUGGACAAACAGACAGUAUCCAUGGCAAUUAACGAGGUCUUUAAUGAGAUUAUAUUAGAUGUAUUGAAACAGGGCUAUAUGUUGAAAAAAGGCCACAGAAGGAAAAAUUGGACAGAGCGUUGGUUUGUACUAAAACCCAAUAUUAUUUCAUAUUAUAUGAGUGAAGAUUUAAAAGACAAGAAGGGAGACAUCAUAUUGGAUGACAACUGUUGUGUAGAGUCCUUGCCUGACAAAGAUGGAAAGAAAUGCCUGUUUCUUAUAAAAUGUUUAGACAAAACUUUUGAAAUCAGUGCUUCUGACAAAAAGAAGAAGCAGGAGUGGAUUCAGGCCAUUCAGACCACUGUAAACCUGCUGAGGGUGGGGAGCCCUCCACCUCACAAAGAAGCACGGCAGAAGCGGAAAGAGUUGCGUGAGAAACUUUUGGCUGAGCAAGAGGAAUUGGAGCGGCAAAUGAAAGAACUCCAAAUCGCCAAUGAAAACAAACAGCAGGAGCUGGAGAGAGUGAGAAAGCAACUUGAAGAAGCAGCUGCUCGGGCUGCAGAAGAGGAGAAGAAACGUCUUCAGACUCAAAUGGAAUUGCAGGACCGAUUCAGUUCAGAACUUGAGCGAGAGAAAAUGGUAAGACAGCAAAUGGAAGAGAAGGUUGCUCAGAAAUCAUCUGAACUGGAACAGUAUUUGCAGAGAGUGCGUGAACUGGAAGAAAUGUAUAAACAGCUACAGGAAGCUUUGGAAGAUGAGAAACAGGCACGUCAAGAUGAAGAGACUGUAAGGAAACUUCAAGCCAGGUUAUUGGAGGAAGAGUCAAGAAAAAGAGCUGAACUGGAAAAAUGGCACUUGCAGCAGCAACAAACCAUUCAGAUGACAGAAGCGGAGAAGCAAGAGCUAGAGAACCAGAGGAUCAUCAAGGAACGUGCUCUUCAAGUUGCUAUGCAACAACUGGAACAGCUGGAACUGGAAAGGAAGCAGGCACUUGAGCAAUAUGAGGGAGUUAAAAAGAAGUUGGAAAUGGCAGCCAACAACACCAAGAGCUGGAAAGAUAAAGUAGCUCAUCAUGAGGGAUUGAUUCGAUUAAUAGAACCAGGUUCUAAGAAUCCUCACUUAAUCACAAACUGGGGACCAGCAGCCUUCACUGAAGCUGAACUUGAACAAAGAGAAAAGAGCUGGAAGGGGAAAAAGGUCACUUCUGAGUAAUCAAGGGAGUUGGAAUGUCUCCCAUGAACAGCAAUAAAGCAUAUUUGAUCAUUUUGUUUUAUACUUAAAAUGUUUUCUGCUUCUGUAGUGGUGUAGCAUGUUCAAAGCUACAUGUUGGACCUUUCUAGGAAGCAAGUAUUUUCUGUCUGCUACAUUAUAUAUAUCUAUUCAGGGCCCAGUUACAAUACUAUCCCCAUUAGCUGUUGUCAUCUCCUUGAACACAGCUUCCAGAAACUUAUCUAUUUAUACAGAUAACUUUUCUGUUCUUUAAACUACAGAUAUUUUUAUUAAAAUUUUAGUUAUGUAAAUCAGACAUUGUGGCAUAAGGCUAAUAGGUUAUUCUAUGAACAAUCUAACAGCCUUUGACAGGGCAAAUACCAUGGCUUCAAUUUGCAGGAUUUCUAAGGGAAGGAAGCAGUGUUUUGCUUAUCUGUAAUUGUCCAGACAAUGCAGCUUUAAGCCCAGGCUUGAUGAAAUUCUCAGGCUACUGCCCUGACUCUGAACAUGACUUUAUUUCACUUCCUAUCCAUCUUCUGCACCUGCAGCCACGUGUGUGCAGUGAAAAGUGGCAUGAAUGUGGAAAAUGCUAAAGAACUUUGCAGCUAGAUUUCAUUUAACUUUUUAAGAGAUGGGAUAAAAUCUUCAAAUCCUUACUGGGUACCUUUUAAAAAGUCAGGUUAUGACUCUCAGAGAACCUGCAGGCUUGGUUUAGAAACCAGGUGAUGGCUCAUGUUUAUGCAGAUUAGAUGAUUGUCAUAUCCCAUCUAGCCCUGUGGUUUAUGGGAAUUAUUAGUACCACACAGCACAGCUGUCUGGUUUUUCACAUAAAACCUGGAUUCUGGGGGUGGGAAUAAUCAACAAAUAAUAGAGUAAAGUGAAUUUCCCAUUUGAUUUCCACCCCCACUUUAAUUCUAGAAUUCAAGAUUCAUAAUGAAAACUUCAUUCACCCAACUUUGUUUUGAUCACUUAGUAUUGAAGCCUUCAAAAACUUACUCUGUGGUGUGACUUACAAAUACACAUACAGCAUUAGCAUUUCUAAUAAUCUACAAAAAAUUCCGAACAAAUCUAGUGCCCACUGUUUGAAAGGUGUCUGUACAGGAAAGUCCAUUUAUUUCUAAUUUUCCUUGGGAAACAUAAUGUGUAACUUCUACUUUGUAAGUAGUUCUUCCACACAAGGGAAAGAAGUCAGUCUGUUGCCAAGUACUCACGUUAUACAAAUUUCUGGGGAAACAAGCCACUUAGCGAACAGCAGCUACACAUUUGUCAAGUGGUCUUCCAUGUGCACCAAAUUAUUUUAUAGCUUCUGUUUUUAAUCACCUAAAUAUUUCAUAGUUGGUAGGGUUGGAAGGGACCUGAGCAGGUGAUCAAGUCCGACCCCCUGCCACGGCAGGAAAAAGUACUGGGGUCAAACGACCCCAGCAGGGUGUUCGUCUAACCUCCUCUUAAA
Molecule: messenger RNA, 3210 nt
Organism: Alligator sinensis (Chinese alligator)
Lineage: Eukaryota; Metazoa; Chordata; Crocodylia; Alligatoridae
Gene: SWAP70
Product: switching B cell complex subunit SWAP70
Exons: 12
Coding region: 3-1763 (586 amino acids)
Cellular component (GO): nucleus; cytoplasm
Source: RefSeq, a predicted model, not a curated record